AUGGUUUUGACUUUCUCGGAUUCGAUUAUGAAAUUGAAGCGAAAUACAGCUUGGACAAAAAUUGAAGAUGGAAAAACUGAAAAAGAGUUGAUUUCAAAAUAUUUUCAAAUUAUUGUUGAAAAUUCAAUUGGAAAAUUUUCACAGUAACCAUAAUUGAUAUUGGUUCCAAAAAUCACAAAAUAAAAAACAAAAAAUUCAAUAAUUUUAUAAAUGUUUGUUUCAGAAUAAUUUUCCAUUUGCCACAACUUCUAUCAAAAACUUCAGAAGCUUAAAGAACUUGUCAAUCUUUCGCAGAGGUGAAAAGAUCAAUUCGACACAAUGUGGAUUUUUAGACCAGGAUACAAUUCUUUCAAUCACCGGACGAAUUUCAAUUCACGGUGUUUCGGUGGAUGGUGAGAUUUUGAAAUUGAAGGAAAUGAAGGCGAAAAAAAUCACUUUUCGUCAUAUUACCGGACAUCUUCUUCAUCGAGAAAUUUUCAAGUAUUUUAUAGAUUUUGAGGUGGGAAAUGUUGAAAAUAUUCCAGAAAUUGUGGAUUUUGAGAUGGAUAUAAGAACAAUUGCAGAAUUGCAAAAAGAAAUGCAUUCAGAUUAUGAAGACGAAGAAGAAGAUUAUGAUUAUGACUAUGAAGAACUAAAAGAAAACAAAGAUAUCAAAUGCUUGUUGAAGGAACUUAGACGGUUAGAGUUUUUCAACAUAAUUUUUGUUUCUUUGUUAGUAGAUUUUGAUUCCUCUGUCAAAACUGCUUAUCUCAACUUAAGAUAUAAUUUAUGGCAUGACAAAGAAAACCUUUGUAAUAUUGCAAGGUUUACAAUGACUAGCUUUAAAAUUUUUCAAAAUCUGAGGAAUUUGUUCAAAAAGUUGAAUUCUGCAACUACAAUUGAUCCUCCAUGGGCCGAAUUCACAAAACUGGUAUACCAAAAAUUACUGAAACAUUUGGGCGUUUAAAAAAUAUGUUGAGAUCAGAAAAUUUUUGGUACGCCAAAUAUUUUCUUCGCUGAUUUUUGGUAUAUUAUUGAUGAAUUCGGCGCCUGAACCAGGGUUGAUUUUCAUAAAAUUCAUAGCUUAUAUUGAAAACUGAGAUAAUAGAAAACAAUUUCACUUGAAAACAUCGAUUUUCAGCAACUACAACGGAUUGCCUUUCCAAGACCACUUCGAAAUCUCCAACGAAACGCAUAAAAUCAAAGUUGAAUGCGAACGAAACUCUUUCACAAUGUCUCAAAUCUAG
Messenger RNA from Caenorhabditis angaria, 1226 nucleotides. NCBI's taxonomy places the organism in Eukaryota, Metazoa, Nematoda, Chromadorea, Rhabditida, Rhabditidae. The record is from the annotation of a GenBank genome assembly.